Eimeria maxima is the source of this 2325-nucleotide messenger RNA. RefSeq lists its product as hypothetical. Gene Ontology annotation, cellular component: histone methyltransferase complex. NCBI's taxonomy places the organism in Eukaryota, Apicomplexa, Conoidasida, Eucoccidiorida, Eimeriidae. The record is from RefSeq and is a predicted model, not a curated record. Gene Ontology annotation, molecular function: transcription coactivator activity. Bases 1 to 2325 code for a protein of 774 amino acids. The transcript has a single exon. Gene Ontology annotation, biological process: chromatin remodeling; regulation of DNA-templated transcription.
AUGCUGGAGGAGCAGCAGCCUGCAUCAGCAGCGGAUUUCCUGGGGCCCCACCCCAGCAGCGCAACAGCAGCACCAGAUGAAGGUACAGAGGGUGGGGGCCCCCAUCAUCAUCCUCCUCCUCCUCCACAUGAUAAUACAUCAGCAGCAGCAGCCGCAGCAGCAGCAGCAGCAGCAGAUAACUCUCGUCGGACCUCCUGCUUAGAGGGGGAAUUCUCAGAUAAUUGCGAUAAUGAAGAAAAUACGAAUUCUUCUCCUCCUUCUCUUUCUCCAAGAAAAAACAAAAGAAAUUCAAGAAAGAGGCCCCGUCUAUGCCGUAAUAAGAGAAUAAAACAGGAGCAGCAGCAGCAGCAGCAGCAGCAGCAAAACGAUUUGGAUGUACUGCCUCCUUGUGAACCAACCACAGGUGCAACAACAACUGUAGGAACAGCAGCUGCUGUUGCUGCAGCUGCAGCUGCCGCUGCUGCUGGUGGUGGGGGUCCAGUAAACCCACAUACGUCAGUCGCAGCACCUGCAGCAGUUCCUGCUACUGCGGCUGCUGCUGCAGCUGCUGCUGCAGCAGCUGCUGCUGCUGGUGCACCGGGCGCAGAUUUUUGCUCCAACACUAUUCAGCAGCAAACCGCGCCUCCUCCUCAUCCCUCUCUCUAUAGCUCGUAUACACUGCAGCAUCAGCCGCUGCUGCCUUCAUCAGGAGGGGGGCCCCCCUUACCGGGGCCCUCUGAUCUUUCUCCUUUACAGCAAACAAUAGAACCUCGUCUGCUGCCUUUCACAGAACCUGUAGGGGCCCCAGGGGCCCCCGAGGCCCCAGGUGGUGGGGCACCUCCCGUGGGGCCCUGUGGGCCGCCGGGACCACGAUUCCCCCCACCACAGCAGCAGCCGCAGCAGCAGCAGCAGGGAGAUGCAUGCAUGACCAGGGGACCCUGGCUUUCAAAUGUUGUCAAGAGUGGAGGGACGGAUAAUUCAUUUUUAGGGGCUGCUGCUGCACCAAGUCCAGCAGCAGCAGCUGCUGCAGCUGCUUCUGCUGCUGCUGCUGAGGGGCCCCCCAGCGAAGCAGAAGUUGUUGCCUUAAUAUCUUUUCUUAUUCGGAGGCCCCUCAUGAAUACUAAACUUGCCCCUUGUCUAAUGGCAGAAGUUGAAAGGGCCUGGUGGAUGGCUAAGCAGCAGCAGCAGCAGCAGCAGAUGCAGCAGCCGCAGCAGCAAUUGCAGCAGCAGCCGCAGCAGCCGAUGCAGCAGCUGACACAGCAACAACAAAUCCAGCAGCCACCACUGCCACAAACACAACAACCACAGUUACAGCAGCCACAGCUGCAGCAGCCGCAAUUGCAGCAGCCGCAGCUGCAGCACCCACAACAGCAGCAGCAGCAGCAGCGGCCCGAUGACGACCUGCAGCAGCAGCAGCAGCAGCAGCAGAGAAGCCUCGAUAACAAUGAUAUUGGGGAUACAGAUAAACCGUCAGAUAGAGAUAUUAAACAAGAACAAAGUCCCAGUAGUACAGGAGGGGGAGGAGGGAUUGUAGAGACCGAUGCAGCAGCAGCUACGACGUAUGCUGUUGCUGCUUCCUCUCGAUCUACCGCUCCUGUAUGCUCGCCUAGCAGCAGCGACUGCAGCAUGCCAUUUACUGGCUUGCAGCAGCUGCCGCAGCACGAUGUGGAGCAGCAGCAGCAGCAAAUGCAACAACAAAUGCAACAGCAGCAGUUGCAGCAGCAACAGUUGCAGCAACAGCAACUCCAGCAGCAACAGCUACAGCGACACCAACAUCUGCAAGAGAUGCAACAGUUGCAGCAGCAGCAACUACAGCAGCAGCAGCAGUUGCAGCAGCAGCAACAACUGCAGCAGCAGCAGCAGCAAUUGCAGCAACAGCAGCAAUUGCAGCAGCAGCAACUGCAGCAACAGCAACAAUUACAACAGCAGCAGCAACUGCAACGUCAACAACAACAACUGCAGCAGCAGCAGCAACAGCAGCGGCAGCAGCAGCAGCAGCAGCAGCGGCUGCGCCCCCCAGAUUGUCUAGGGGCCCCCAAUAUGCGUUAUGGCCAAUCCUCAGUAUUAAAUUUGUCUUCCGCUAAGAUGCCCACAGAUGGAUCGCCAGAUACGGGGCCCCCUAACCCAUCCUUAGUAACUGUACCCCCUCAGGGGGGCCCACCGGGGCCCCCCCCACAGGGGGCCCCCCCACAAGGGGCCCCCCAGGCCGGCCCUCCUCAGGGACCACCCCAGGGAACACCUCAAGGGGCCCCGCAGGGGCCCCCUGCAGGCAGUCAACAACCGGAUGGGGUACCGCCGCCGGGGCCCCCGGGGCCCCCCCCUCAAUUAAGUUGGAUUGGCGGGUAA